CGCGGGAGGCAGGGCGUCCUGGUCUCGGGGCCCUCGCCGGGCUGGGAGGGGCCGCCACGGCCCAAUGUUCGCCGGGGCCUGCGACCGAUCACCCUAACCGGCCUCGCCGCGGUCUGAGCGGUUGUGUGGCGCCCGGUGCGCCUUUUCCGCUCCGGCUCCUCGGGCGGGCCGGCUACGGCCACGGCCCGGGCACCCCUUGGCCGGGCACCCCAUGCUGGAGCUGGCGAAGAAACCAGCACCACCCAGGACCGGAUACGCGCGGAAUUCGCCGGCCCGGAAGCGCAAUCUCCCCCAACCCGGCCGGCCGGAAGCGCGGCUCGGGAGGCGGAAGCUGCCCGUUCCGCCGCGUUGCCCCCUCGGGGCUGAGGGAAGCGGGCGGCCUGACCCACGUAGACAGCCUCGGUCCCGGGAGCACCGAGACCAACCGGAGCACCGAGCACGGGAGGAAGAAGAAAAAAUGUCUCAAAAGCAGAUGAAGGAAGCUUUUGUUAGUAACCACAAUGGAACCAGCGUGCUGGAAAUUACCCAGGGCUUGUGCUUGCCUGUGCUCUGCAUCCUGUGCAGAGGGCUCCUGAUCAUUCUCUCACAGCACUUGUGGUCUUCACAUACCCGGAGAACUCGAUUCUUCAUUGACUUUGUUUUCCUAAUAGUUCCCAUGGUGACCACUUUGACCAUUUUGUCUUCCUUUGUAUACCUUGAGCACCUCACUGUAAUUAUCUUUGGGGCAGGGCUAUUCUAUCAAAUAUACUGCCGGAGAACUUGCUAUGCCAGAAUGCCUGUCCAGAAAAUACUUGAAAAAUUCUUAAAAAUUAGUCUAGAAUCAGAAUACAUUCCAGCCAUCUCCUGUUUCCGUGUAAUUAACAGUGCCUUUACUGCUGUUGCCAUUUUGGCUGUGGACUUCCCGCUUUUCCCCAGAAGAUUAGCCAAAACUGAGCUCUAUGGGACAGGAGCAAUGGAUUUUGGAGUAGGAGGCUUUGUUUUUGGAACUGCAAUGGUUUGUCCAGAGAUUAGGAGAAAAUGUAUAGAAGGGUCCAGAUUUGAUCAUUUUACAAAGUCAUUGUACUCUGUUUGGCCAUUAGUCUUCCUAGGAGUAGGAAGAUUAAUCGUUAUAAAAUCCAUAGGCUAUCAGGAACAUUUAACUGAGUAUGGAGUUCAUUGGAACUUUUUCUUUACCUUAAUAGUUGUGAAAUUGGUAACAUCACUGCUUUUGAUCUUUUUCCCCCCUAAUAAAUCCUGGAUUGUGGCCAUUGGCAUCACUGUAUUAUACCAGCUAGCCCUUGACUUGACCCCAUUGAAAAAGUUAAUUUUGUAUGGCACUGAUGGCAGUGGCACAAGGGUUGGUUUAUUAAAUGCCAACCGAGAAGGAAUAAUGUCUACCUUGGGGUAUGUGGCAAUACACAUGGCUGGUGUGCAAACAGGGUCAUAUGUGCUUAAAAAAAGAUCACAUAUCAAAGACUGGAUAAAAGUAGCGUAUUGUAUUCUACUGUUAGCUAUUAGUCUCUUUGUAUCUCUUUACAUAGUUCAGGUAAAUGUAGAAGCAGCAUCUAGAAGAAUGGCCAAUUUAGCCUUUUGUAUUUGGAUAGUUGCUUCUAGCUUGAUCCUUCUUAGUAGUUUAUUACUGGGUGAUAUAAUUUUGAGUUUUGCCAAAUUUCUAAUUCAAGGGGCUCUAGUACCCUGUUCUUGGAAACUUAUCCAGUCUCCUGCUACAAAUAAAAAGCAUUCAGAAUCUCUAGUCUCUGAAGCUGAAAGAAAGAAACCCAGUCUUUGUUUAAUCACAGCUAUAAACAGAAACCAGUUGAUUUUUUUCUUGCUGUCAAAUAUAACAACUGGCCUAAUCAACCUGUUGGUAGAUACAUUGCACAGCAGUACCCUGUGGGCCUUCUUUGUGCUCAAUCUUUAUAUGUUUACCAACUGUUUAAUUAUAUAUAUGCUACACUUGCAAGAUAAGACUAUAAAAUUUUGGUGAUCAAUAGGGGUUGGAUGUGUGUGUGUGAUGAGGAAUUAAUGAGAAUAGUAAAUGUAAAGAAAAUGGGCUUUUGGCAAUCUAGUGUUAACUAUAUUUUAUUAUAAAAUUAAGAAUUUCAGUCCUUUUCUGUAACAGUAGUGAGGCUUAAUAUUUUAAUGUAUCUCUACACUAUGUAAAACAAACCAAUGGAGAAGAAACAAAGCCUUAUGGCUUGUUAGAAUGUUAAAUUUCAGUAUUUUUUUUUUUUUUGUAUUGCUUAAAGUAUUACAAAGGGUAUUACGUAUGUGUCCUUUUUUUAAAUUUCAGUAUUUUAAAGAAACUAUUGUAUUUAUAGUUGUGACACUGGAAGAUUGGAGGGUGGGGAGGAAGUUUUUAAUUUAUCUUAUAUCACCUUAUACCAUCUGUAUUUUUU
Messenger RNA from Myotis lucifugus (little brown bat), 2378 nucleotides. It is a transcript of the gene PIGW, whose product is annotated as phosphatidylinositol glycan anchor biosynthesis class W. Gene Ontology annotation, biological process: protein localization to plasma membrane; GPI anchor biosynthetic process. The transcript has 2 exons. The record is from RefSeq and is a predicted model, not a curated record. Gene Ontology annotation, cellular component: membrane; endoplasmic reticulum. Bases 212 to 1966 code for a protein of 584 amino acids. Lineage: Eukaryota; Metazoa; Chordata; Mammalia; Chiroptera; Vespertilionidae. Gene Ontology annotation, molecular function: glucosaminyl-phosphatidylinositol O-acyltransferase activity.